AUGUCCAACCCAACACCCACACCCAUCAUAAUCGGCAUAGGCGAUAUAAUUAAUCGCUCUUUAAAAAUAGAAGAUGCGAUAGAACCGUUGGGGCUAAUGCUUCAAGCGGUGGAGAAAGCGUUGUUGGAUACUGGGGUUGAUGGGUUGGGAUGUGGUUGUGGUUGUGUUAGUGGAGAUGGAAAUGGAUGUGGAGGUAAAGAAAGAAGAUUGAGGGAGAUGGUGGAUGAUGCGAGGGUAGUGGCGAAUUGGACGUGGGGAUAUGAGGAUAUUUGUGGAAGGGUUUUGGAGGGGGUUAGGGGGGGUGUGGGUGUGGGUGGUGGUGAUGGGGAUGGGGGGAUAAAAGGGGAGGGGAGGAAAAUGAGGAAGCAGAGGAAGGAGAAGAGGGAAAAGGGAGUAUAUAUGGAAGAAUCAGAACAUAGGGGUACCUCACCAGUUAAAAUGAUCGAUGAAGCGUUAAUAUCAUCCGUAACGAAAACCGGUACUUAUCCAAAACAUUGGACGCCGCCAACAAGUGAUCCAAGGAGAAGUUUGGUUUUGCCGAAGGGUGUCGAGAGCACAAUUCACGACAUCAGCCUCCCAAUCCAGAUCUACCCGCUCUACGAAAACGCCUUCCGAGCCCAUCGUCACCAAACACCCCUAGAAAAUAACACCGAAUCGGCAAAACUAUAUGCGCAAUUUGCAGAUGUCGCGGCUAGUAAUGAGUAUGCGUGGAAUAGAGAGCAGGCGAAGAAUUUGAAUGAGGAGAGUAUUGGGAAGGUGGGGAAGGGGAAUAGGAUGAUUUGUUGGCCUUAUCCCCUCUUAAUGAAUGCAUUCAAUAACGUUAACAUGGCCGCAAGUUGCAUCAUUACAUCUGUUGAAAUCGCUAGAGAACUUGGGAUUUCGGAAGAUAAAUGGAUAUAUCCACUAGGUGGUGCGGGAAUGAAAGAAAGGGAAAAUUUCUGGGAAAGACCAAACUUCUAUUCGAGUGAAGCAUUGGAAAUAUCUCUCGAUUCGGCAUUGGCUGUUUCGGGAUUGAGGACAGAAAAUGUUGAUCUAUUCGAUUUCUAUUCAUGUUUUCCGGUCGUGCCCAAAAUGGCAGCUCAUCACUUGAAGAUUCCAAUUUUAGAUCCUCCGAAACCAAUCACUUUGUUGGGUGGAUUAACAUCUUUUGGUGGUGCGGGGAAUAAUUACAGUAUGCAUGCAGUAACAGAAAUGUCACGGCAACUACGCAGCAAAAGAGUACAAGCAAGUAAAGACAAGAAUGAAGGAGCCUUCAAUGGACUGAUUUUAGCAAAUGGAGGGGUAUUGACAUAUCAGCAUGUCAUAUGCCUAUCCACACAACCAAGAAGUGACGGAAAAGGGUAUCAAGAUGGCAAUCCUUGUCCUAGUAUUGUCCAGAGUAUCCCACUACUACGUUCUAUGACAAAACCGCCCAACGAAUGGUCAUCAAGUGAUGAUAAAACCUUGAUAGCAGCACGUGAACAAAGAAUGAAUUGGGGGCCUAUUCAAGCAGCCUACUUUCCACAUAAAAGCCCCAACGCUUGUCGAAAGCGUCAUGAAAAUCUGAUGAAGCGCAAACCUAGUAAUGAUAAGGAUGGCUCGGAUUGUAUUGGCUCGGAAGGAGUUGGGAGUGGGAUUUGGGAAGGAGUAAUUGAGACAUAUACGACACAGUUCUCUCGUACUAAUGAGCCUGAAAUUGGGUUCAUAGUUGGUAGAUUGAAGUAUAACGGAAAGAGAUUUGUGGCGAAUGUUGGAGAUGGAAAGACAUUGAACAAUAUGAUCAAGAAUACUGAUGAGGUGAUUGGAAAGAGUGGUUGGGUAUGGAAGGAAGAAAAUGGGAAGAGAAAUCUAUUUGGAUUGGAGAGGGGCGCUAGUUUGUGA
This is a messenger RNA of Sclerotinia borealis F-4128, 1860 nucleotides long. NCBI's taxonomy places the organism in Eukaryota, Fungi, Ascomycota, Leotiomycetes, Helotiales, Sclerotiniaceae. The record is from the annotation of a GenBank genome assembly.